This is a messenger RNA of Caenorhabditis angaria, 2674 nucleotides long. The record is from the annotation of a GenBank genome assembly. NCBI's taxonomy places the organism in Eukaryota, Metazoa, Nematoda, Chromadorea, Rhabditida, Rhabditidae.
AUGGUCAAUGGUCAAGUUGGAAAUGUGGAUGUCACGGAAAUUCUCGCACAAUUCGCACAAUUGUCGGAAAUGUUUCGAACCACAUUGGAAGCGGUGACAAGUCAACAAAGAGCAAGUGCUGGUGGUGAUGGUGAUACUACAGACGGACGAGGUGAAGCACAUCGAAUCAAUAGUCUAAAUAGCCGCACACCAAAGUUCGAAUUUGACAUGGAGGAUGGAAAAACGUUUGUAAAAUAUUGGACUCGAUAUGGAAAUAUAUUUGAGAAGUCGGAAGCAUCGGAAGAAUCAAAACGUCAAGUGUUGUUGGGAAAAUUGGAGGAUGAUGUAUAUGAUCAAUUUUCAGCAUCCGUGGCGCCAAAACACCCAAAUGAGUUGAGUUUUGAAGAAAUUGUGAGUUUGUUGAAAAAUAUGUUUGAUACUCAACAAUCUUUAUUUCGUAAACGAUUUGCUUGUAUGACGCUGAGAAAAACCGACGAAUCACCACUCGCCUUCACCAACAAAGUCAACGAAACCUGUGAAAAAGCUCAACUCGCCGAUAUCAAGAUGGAAGACUGGAAAUGUUUUUUCUUUCUUCGAGGGUUGGAGAAUGCUCAGGAUGUGGAUAUGAGAAAUCAUCUGCUUGAUUUCAUGGAUUAUGACAAGGAAGCACCAAAGAAAACGAUCAAGGAUUUGUAUGAAGAGUGGAUGAGAAGACUGAGUUUGCGAGCUGAUUCGGAGAAAAUCGGAGGUCCAUCAACUGUCCAACAAGUUCGUGCGUUCAGCAAAAAGAAGUCGAAACCGAAUCUCGUCAAGGAUGCUCGAGAUAAUGAAGGUCAAACUCGAAAUGGUCGUCGUGUAACCAAAGAUUUGUCAAAUGUUGAGUGCUGGAAUUGUGGAAAAAUGGGACAUUAUUCGAGAGAUUGUCAGCAAGUUAUCAACCAGGCUAUUGUGCAAUGCGGAAACAUUGGGUCGAAUAGAUUGUUGUUGGAUGCUGAAAUUGAUGGGAAAAUGGUGAAAUUCCAACUGGAUACGGGUAGCGAUCGAACAAUCAUAAGUCGAAGUGAUUGGGUUAAGAUUGGAUCGCCGAAGCUCAACCAGAAAGCUAGCCGGAUUGUAUGUGCAAAUGGUAGUGAGUUGAAGCUUUUGGGAGUUUUCAAGGGCAAGAUCAACAUCAAUAGUGAUUGUUGCGAAGGAAAUGUGCAUGUUCGGGAACAUGGUACUAACUUGCUUGGCUUGGAUCUCACCAGAUCAUUACCGAAAAUGAGUGGAUUAUUGGAUCUUGUGACCAUUGAAGCCACGAAAUCAGUCGAAAUGGUAGAAGUGGAGAAGAAAUUGGAUGUCUUCGAGGAAGAAUCGCAAAUUUGCUUGCAAGUAAUAUCGUUGCCAGAACUACCAGAUGCCGGAUUCGAAGGUCGAGAGACAGAAUCGGUGUCAAAUGAGUUGUUAUCCGAAACUUCGCCAAAUGUGGAAGAUUCUGGGAGUUAUGUUCAUGUUGAAUAUGUUGGAUCGGAAUCUGGGUUAUAUUUUUGGGUCGCAGUUGACGCCGAAAAUGGUUGGCAAGAAGUUCGUUUGACGGAGUCGAUCUCGACUCAAGCGUUAGUAUCAUUUCUGAAGUCCAUUUUCGAAAAAUGGAAAACCCAAAUUUGUUGUUUCAAAUUGUGGAACUCAGUUCGUGUCGGAAAUGUUUGCUGAAUUCUGUGCUGAUUUGGAAAUCGAGCAUAUCAAAAUCAAGUCUAAUAGUUUGUCGGAUCGUUGUCGGGACACAUUUCAUUUUUCAAAUUCUUUGAAAAAGAGGGAGGAGAUGGUGUCUAAAAUUGUUUUGGACAAAUUGAUUGAUUAUCGAUCGACACCUGGAAGAAUUGGCUUGAGUUUUGUUGAAAGGAAAAGGUUGAAAAUCGAAUUGGAUUUGCUGAGUAAAUCGAAACGUGAGUUAAAUGGCCGGAAUUUAGAGAAAAUUGAAUUGAACGGGCUUUUUGACAAAAUUUGUAAAAUCGGGGUCAAGUCGGUUGAAGUUGGUGAUACUGUCUAUUUGGAGAAGUAUCGCCAGGAUAAGUGUUUUUGGGAGAAAGCUGUGGUGCUAAAGUCGUUGGGACCCAAAAGUUGUCGAGUCAGACAAAAUGGAAAAAUCAGGAAAGUUAAUUUUGAUGAUUUGUUCCGAGAUCGAAAGAUCAAGGUUUUUGUUAAUUUAGCAGUUGAUAAAUUCUUUGUUUCAGUUAAAAGUCGCCAACCAAUUCACACUUCUCAAUUUCAUGUAACUCAACCUAACAUCCGUCCACCUUCAAUUACUAAUAUUUCAACAUUGUCAAACCAUCGCAAGCCGUCAUUGUCAAUGUCUAAUCCAAAUGUUGUUUCGUCACAUAAUCCUUUGUCGUCUUCAAAAGUUGUAUGUAUGCAUGUUGAACGCCGUUACGCAAGUUUGAAUGAUAUUUGUUUGAGACCCAGUAGGAUCCCCACCCUUUGUGUUUUUCCUGGUUGUGAGAUUAAGGCUUGUCCACCCGAGUCAUCGGACACCGUGUGCGUGAAUAACAAAAGUUUUAAGUCAAGAUUGAUUCUUAAAAAUCCCAAAAUAAAUUCCGCACCUCCGAGCCGCCAAUCCUAUUCCGAAGAUCGAGGACCCGCCGAGAAAGCCGAAAAUUCACAAUAUCCAUUCCAAGAUUAUCAUCAAGUCAAUCAUGAUGAGUCAACUGAUCAGUGA